AUGAUAGAGAACAAGAAUAUUCCAGCUACUGAGUUAUAUCAGAGGAAAUUUGAGCUGAAAAUAAGUGAUGGUAUUGAUUCUGCUGAUUUAGUUGACAAUGAUAUUGAAAUGGAUAAAGAGAUAGAAAAUGAUAACAAGAACGUUGAUAUCAAUAAUAUAAAUAACGAUAACAAUGAAAAUUCUAAUAUCAAUAACAACCCUGAUAUCAAUAACAACUCAAGCAGAAAUACCAGUAUUAUUACUGGCAAUAAUAACAGUGUUAAUGGUAAUGGCAUUGAUAAUCACAAUCAGCUCAACGCUACAAAUGGCAACAACAGAGUUGGGCCAAAUCCUUUUGAAUUUCAAUUCAUCAAAAAAGACAAAAACACUUCUAGAGACAAAAAGAAGCAAGAACUAGAAGAUGAUAGAAGAGGAAAGAACAAGCCAAAGAAGACAAGUUCUACUUCGCAGCUGCAAAGCCAGCAAAACAAGGUAAAAGAGAGGGAAGAAAGAGGGAGGUCGAAAGUGAAGGUGGUGAACAGCAGCCACAACGGUAGCAGUGAAGGCGAUCCACAGCACAGCAGCAAAGACAGCACAGGAAGCACCAGCCAGGGUAUAUCCGAGGCCGAGGAGGAGCAGGAAAUGAUACGGUUGUUUGGAAUCAGCCACUUCACGUCCACAAAAGGAAAAAAGGUCGAGGGUACCGACGGUAGUCUUGCGAUGAUGACAAGAUCAAAGACAAACAGCAGGAAAAUACAGUCCACUUUCAACUUCAAAACGAACGACGAUGGAUCAGUGAUAAUCGGCAAUAAUUGUGCUUUGGACUCCACCAUAAAGCUCUUCCCCAUAAGUAACAGAUUGAAUAUCGAGCAAAUCAUCGAUUUAGAUGAUGGAAUCAAUAACAGUUCUGAUAUUGAUGCUGAUCUCAACCUUGGAGAUAAUGCUGAUUUGUCUGAUGAUUAUGACUCCAAGAUAUUGGAUCUUGAAUCCAAGAUACUAAAUUCGAAUACUAAUAUCAAAAAGAUAACUUCUUUGGACUUUCUCAAUCUAUCAAAACAAAAAUUUUUAGAUGAUAAGAAAACUGUCAAAAAGAAAAAUCAGAAAAACAGUGCAACUAAUACUAGUGGAACUAACACCAAGAAAAAAUAUAAAUUUAAAAAUAAAUCUUUUAUUGUAUCACUUAAAUUUACAAGCAUAACACAUCGAAAUUUAAUUCAGAAAAUGGUUAGUAAUAGUGAAAAUCCGUUUUUUUCAAGAGGAAAUAUUGAUUAUUUAUCUAUUUUACACAAUCCUCCAGAGAUAAUUGAUCUUGAUAAUGAUAGAAAUAUAAAUAAUUCAUUUGUUGUCACUUUAAAAUUCAAAUCGAGAAAAUUUAUUAAUAGAUUUUCUUCAAUUAUUGAAGCUGAUGAGAAUCCUUUUCUUACAAGAGGAAAUAUCACUCAUGAUGAAACUAUCUUGGAUGAAGAUAAAGGUGAUGAUAGAGAUAGCGAUUUUGAAUUAAUAACCGAUUUACCAAAUCAGAAUACAAAACCCGGUAAACAGAAAACUUAUAAAAACCCUUUUUUCGCUUCAGUUGCUGAAAAGGCUAAAAUUUAUGAAUCAAUAUCAUCAUCAACUUGUAAUUCUACUGAUAAUUUAAUUUUGCAAAACAAAAAUUUAAGAAGGAAUUUUAAAGAGAAAAAAAUAAUUCAUACAAGAUUACCAACAAGAGAAGAAUUUUUGGUUUAUGAUAAUUCUUAUUACAAGGAAUCUUAUAAAUGCCAAUUUAAGAAAAAAUUUGAUGAUUUAAAUAUUAAAUUGAAACCUACUAGCCAAAGAAAUAAAAGAAAAAACUUGAUUUAUCGAAAUUUAUUAGAUGGUAUAAAUGGCAAUGAUUAUGAAAAGUUAAUCAAUAUCAAUAGCAGCACGAAAAAACCCGGAUAUAAAUAUUCUUUUAAAACAAUAACAAAUGCGAAACUAAUAAAUAGGAUAGAACAGGAAAAAUCUCUAUAUGAUUCCAUUAAUAAAUCACAAGUCUUUGAAAAAUUCAGAUAUUAUUUAAUUAAAAACUCUUCUUUACCAAAUUAUGAAAGAUUUCGGAAUAAUUUAAAUAGUUUAUUGAAAACUCAAUUAUGGCAAAACUUUUUUGCUCCUAAAAAUUCAAAUCAAUUAAUUUUUGAUAAAAAGUUAUCACUGAAUAUAUUAACUUGGUUAAAAACAUCUUUUAUAAAGUUGAAGAAAAAGGAAAUAAAUGAUAGAUUCCCAAUUGAGAAGAAAAAAAAAAUAAAAUAUAAAAGAUGCUCAAAAUAUGAUGAUCGGUAUGAUUCUGAUGAUGAUCUAGAUGGAUUCAUCGUUAAUGAUUAUGAAAUUGAGUAUAAUUAUACUAAAAACGAUUUAAAUUAUAGUUUGAAUAAUGAUAAUGUUAAUAAUAUUUCAGAUGAUGACGAUGAUGAUAAUUAUGGUGAUAGUAGUAAUUCAAGCAAACCCUUUAUUCCACUAAUGAUAUUAUCUGGUGAGUCUGGAAGUGGCAAAACAGCAUCACUUUAUGCAAUCAUGAAUGAAUUAUGCGGGUAUGUUCAUGAAAUUAAUACUAAUCAAUCGAGAUCAAAGAAAGAUAUGAUUAAUUUAUUAAAAGAGCUUUCUACCACACAUAGCAUUCAUAAUAAGAAUCAGAAAAAUACGAAAAAUACAAAAAAUACGAAAAAUAAUUUUUUUGGUAUUAAUGUUAAUAGUGAUAAUAACAUUGUUGAUAACAAUGAUAAAAUUGAGAAAAAUCAUUUUCAAAAUGGGAUAAUUUUAUUUGAAAAUGUAGAUAUACUAUUUCAAGAUUUUGAUAAGGGAUUUUGGAGUUCAUUAAAAUUUGCUUUAAACAUUAGUAGAAAGCCGAUAGUUUUGACAUGUGAGGAUUAUAGCAAGAUACCGAAUGAGUUUCUUAAAAUAGCAGAAAGAGAAAAUUCGUGGAUUCAUUUUGAUGAAGACUGUAUUGAUAAAAAUGAGUUGAAAAUGUAUCUUUGGUUGUGUUGUAUGUCGAGUGAACGAUGCAGGAUAUCCAAGGGUGUCAUCAAUGAGAUUAUUAAUAGAAAUGGAUGUAAUUUGAAACGAUGUCUUAAUGAGCUUCAAUGGUUGUGUAUAAAUCCAAUAACAAAGGGAAUUUCAAGUAAAAUUGGUAAUACUAGUAACGGUGGCAGCAAUAGUAGUGUAGAAGACACUAAUGUUAUCGAUCUUGAUCUUGAUGAAGAUGAUGAAGAUGAUGAAGAUGGAAGUGAAUAUAAAGAAUCUAAGAAUAUAGAUAGAGAAUUUGAAAAAAAAAAUAAAAUGAUUGAAAAUGAAGAAAGUUUCUUCCAUAUUCAGGAUAAUGAUAUAAAAAUGGAGUUUAAAGGAUCAAAUGAUUUGGAUUUUGUUGUUACCAUUGAUAUUGAUAAGAAUAAUAUUAUUGGAAAUGAAGAAGGAGAAGAUGAUGGUGUGACAUAUGUUUCAAGCUUAGAGGAAGAAACUGAAGAGCUUAUUAAGAUUUCUAAAGAAUUUGAUAAUAGAUCAAUGUGUGAUAUGAUAUCAAAUAAUACUAGAUCAUCGAUCAAACAUUAUGAUGUAAACCAGCAAUACUUGGUCUACCAGAACAAACUAUGCAAGGAUAAUACAAACAAUAAAGAGAGAGAAAAAUAUAAGAAGGAAAGAAAUAGUAAGAAUAAUAGAAGUAAUAAAAACAAUAAAAACAAUGACAAGGUGACUACGCAGUUGGAUUUUGAUCUAUAUCUUAAUGACGAUUUUGAAACCGAUAAAAUAAUAGUAAACAAUUAUGAAAGAUAUUUGAGCGAGGCAAACUACUUGAGCAUCCAUCCGUUGCCAUUUGAAUUGGACAUUGGAGAAGAGUUGCUAAAGACAAUGAAGGUGGGACCUGAUAAGGAAGAUAAGCGAGAAAAUUUGCUGAAAAAUAAGAUCAUAUCUGAUGUGAAGGAGUACCUUGGCCAUCGGCUUAAAAAAAAGAUUCUGAAGCUGAGAUACACUAGGACGCUGGGCGAGAGCGAAGCCAAUGAGUACGAAGAAAUCCGAGACUCAGAUUGCAUCAAUAUCUUGAGCUGGAACAAGAUCAUCUUGGAGAUGUCACCUAUGGUCAGAGAAAUAGCCCGAAACGAAUGGGCAAUAAGAGUAAACACAACCCAUCCAGCUUACGCAGCAAGAGACGUAACAAUGAACGAGAUGGUGCAGCAUAUGCACUUUGGCCACGAUGGGAAGGAAGUGCUCCAGACAUUUCUUCCCCAGAACAGGCCCUAG
Messenger RNA from Ascoidea rubescens DSM 1968, 4230 nucleotides. RefSeq names its product Elg1p (gene ELG1). The record is from RefSeq and is a predicted model, not a curated record. NCBI's taxonomy places the organism in Eukaryota, Fungi, Ascomycota, Saccharomycetes, Ascoideales, Ascoideaceae. Gene Ontology annotation, cellular component: nucleus. Bases 1 to 4230 code for a protein of 1409 amino acids. The transcript has 2 exons. Gene Ontology annotation, molecular function: DNA binding. Gene Ontology annotation, biological process: RNA splicing.